Amoebophrya sp. A120 is the source of this 705-nucleotide messenger RNA. NCBI's taxonomy places the organism in Eukaryota, Dinophyceae, Syndiniales, Amoebophryaceae. The record is from the annotation of a GenBank genome assembly.
CACACUUUCUUGACUUUAACUUUUCUCGUCUUCCUGGCGCAAAAGUCCUCCUCCGUUGUGGGGGCAGGUGUGAAGGUACUAGGUGGUGGAGAUGAGGCCGCGGGUGGAACAACAUCAGGAGCAUAUUGCAGUGAAAAAUGCCCCCAGCCCCAAAGUUGCAAAAAUUUGUGAUGCGAAGUUUCCCAAUGAAAACUUUUUGCCAUGCAUGAAAGGAGUAUGAAUCUUUCUGAUGUAGAUUCUAUUCGUGUAUCGCAUCGCUUGCAUGACAAACGUCACUCUUGCUGGGGUCUUUUGCAAUACAAAUUUUUGCUAUUCACGAUUGGAAGCCUGUGAUGCUGAUAGAUGCAAGAAGGCAAAUUUUUGAUUUGGAAAGGUUUGCAAUACAAAUGCUCCCAAGUUCGGGGGUGGGGGCUUUUUUCCUUUUGAUAGAGCACGACCCUUGGUCGUGGAGGACCACGACGUGCCUAGUGCAAGAACAAGAACUCAUUCUGUGGAACAAGUGGUCACAGAACCUGCAGGAACAUCAACGACUGUGGUCCCUACAAGAGCCACCUCCUGUGAACCACGAGAAGGACCACGACUAGAAGAGGACCCAGGAGUAGAUAUUACAGGAGUUGUAGACGCAUGUAGGUCAUCAUCAUCAUCAUUUCCAUUGGCAACAGCUACACCGUCCGAACUGCGUCCUGCCACACCGCCCGCGGAAAG